This is a messenger RNA of Hemicordylus capensis (graceful crag lizard), 2101 nucleotides long. RefSeq lists its product as uncharacterized. Bases 130 to 843 code for a protein of 237 amino acids. The transcript has 7 exons. The record is from RefSeq and is a predicted model, not a curated record. Lineage: Eukaryota; Metazoa; Chordata; Lepidosauria; Squamata; Cordylidae. Gene Ontology annotation, cellular component: cytoplasm.
GACUAGCAUGUGUUCUCAAGGAUCCACCUUUUCCCUCCCUAGGCGAAGAAACCCCAGGAUUUUAGUGCUGGGAUCCUGGGAGGGCUCAGGACCUCCAGUCUGGAAGCCACUUUGGGGGUCCUGGCCUUCAUGGAGCGGCUGAGGCACUGUCCAUCAGAACACCAGGCCACGGUGAAUGCUGUCCUGGCUGCCCUGUGCCGCCCUCUCUUCCACCACGAGGAGGCUAAGAUCCAAAGGGCAGCCAUGAGGACCCACCUGGAUCUCCUGCAGCACCGCCACCACCAUCAUGAGGGUACAGAGGAGAACAUCACGACCCUCAUCGUGGUUCUGAUGCAUGUGGAGGAUGAAGACCUGGAGGUAGCACAGGCUGCGAAGGACAAUCUGAGACUCCUGGCGGAAGCCCUCCUAUGGCACCUGGAGGGCAAGCUGCUGGCGCGGGACUCUUACAGCCUGCAGGAGCUGCUCCACAAGAUCGCCAAGCGUCUGAUUCGGCAGCUCGGCACAGAGGACGCCGUGGAGAUGGAGGCCACCAAGAUCCUGGGCUUCUUCCGCAGCGAGCAGCCUUCAGUGAGGAGAACGGCUGCCCUGCUGAUCGGUCACCUGGUCCACAAAAAGGGCAGCAUCCUCACUGAAGGGAACAUAGAGACCUUCCAUGGUGCGCUGGAGAGCUUGCUUGGCGACCAUGACCCCGAGGUCGGGAGUGUUGCCUGCAAGACAGAGAAGAUCGUGAAGAAGGCCUUUUCCCUCCACUCCCGGCACGGGCUGCGGGCUGCCGUUCGGCGCUUGUGGGCGGGCUGUAAGAAGAAGAGACACCCGCCAGAGUACGGUGAUCUCUCCACCUGACCGACUGGAACAACAGCCCCGUGCUCUCCCCUUGAAGAUCAGCAGCUGAAGGGAGGUUCAGGAAAGACCGUGCAGCGCAGGGGCCUCCCAGAAGACCUCCUCCAACCGCGUGGACACAAGAUCUGUCCACAAGAAGACAUCCAGCAGGGAAGUGCAGUUCUGUCUGAGGAGUGAGGGGGAAGCAGGCUCCACUGCCCUGGCCCAAGGAAGCCCCGCCUCUGGGGUGCAGAAGCCCCUCCCCUUGCUUCUGCUGGCAGGCUGUGGGAGGAGGCUACAAGACCACCCUGCCCCCAAGUGGCCCUUUGGAACCAUUCUUGGGCUUCCCUUGGGUCCGGGGAGGCUGUGUGGCCCCGGCAGGAGGGCAAGGUCACCGCCUCCCUCCAUUCCCACCAGCGGGCCAAGGAGCGCCCCCUCCUCCUUCCACCUUUCUCCCCUUCCCCAGCGGCCUGGCUUCCCCUGGCAGGGGAAGCCCCAUCCAGGCAUCCGCCCGCUCCCCUGCCGAGGGUGUGCUCCUCCCCCCCUCCACUCCCGCAGCCACGCCUCACUCCCCCCUCCGCUCCCUCCUCCUUCCUCCCAAACCGGUGCAGCAGCAGAGCAGCCUGGGAGAAUCUGGGGGCCCCCUGCAGCCCCAGUAGCGCCCCCUGGGGCUGCCCGGUGGCAGGCCAGAGAAUCCUCCUCUCCCUCCUGCUCCAUGCUGUGGCUGCACAGUGGGGAGCCCGAGGUCAAGCAGAAUUCUCUGGCUUGCCCCCCCCUCAACCCCCAGCCCCCUGCCCAAUCCCCACUUGCUGGGCUGCCGGAGUGGAAAGGGAGGAGGAGCAGGGCAACCCCACUGACGCUGCUUUGUGCUUCUUGCAGGCUUGUGCUGCUGCUGGGCGGCUGGAGGAGUCGAUCCGCCCCAGAAGAGGAGACCAAGUGAACGUGCCUGCAAGGAGCGGGGGUGGGGUAGGGUUGGGGGCUGGCUGGGACUCCCCCCAAUUUUGUUUGCCCUGCCAUUCCCUUCUUCUGUGUGACCCUGGGCUUCCUCCCUUCCCUCCUUCUCUCCCUCCCUCCUUCUCCCUCCCAGGGGCAGAAUGGGCUUUGCUGGUCGCCCUGUUGGGGGCCGAGUAGGAAUUUUUGGCUUUCCAACAGAUUGGCCAAGAUGGAAAGUUUUUUUGCCUACUCCAUUCUGUCCUGUUUUGUUUCCUUUAAUUAGAAAGUUAAGUGACGACUUGUAACCUAUUUAAGUAUAUGAAUAAAGUUGCCACUUUGUUAACAGCUA